This is a messenger RNA of Symbiodinium natans, 3261 nucleotides long. The record is from the annotation of a GenBank genome assembly. Lineage: Eukaryota; Dinophyceae; Suessiales; Symbiodiniaceae.
GAGUCCCAUUGCUUCGAGCAGCUGCGGCCACAGCGGACGCCUCCACGGUGGUACGGCGCGGGAACGGCCCUCUGCCUCUUUGGCAACUUGGGCGCCGCUCCGGCGGCUGAAGCCAUGAGGAGGCGCGUGGCGCAGGUGCUGGGUGCGGAGCUCUUCCUCGUGUCCACGGAGGCCACGGAAGCCAACCUCGAGCCAUUUCGCCCCUGGCAGCGGGCUGACCUGGCCGCCAACUCAGUGGAUCCCGCAAGGUAUCUCAACGAGUUCCCCGGCUGGAAGGAGGCCUUCAACAUGGAAGGCAACUUCCUGGGUGGCAUCGUCUUCCCUGGUUCGGGCUGGUUCCAAGUGUACAGUUUGAGGCGUUGCAAGGAGCUCAUCGACGAGGAGGAGCUCCAAAGGGGGUACCGGUACCGACACGUGGUCCUGUCGCGGUUCGACAACAUGUGGUUGGAGCCCCAUCCCCAGUUGCCGGACAGCCAGGGCUGCUGGAUUCCGUGGUAUCGGGGAGGCAAUGACUGGGGCGGCCUCAACGACCACCACGCCUGGUGCGACCGUCGCAGUGCGGAUGUGUACAUGUCCGGCCGGCACGACUCCGUCACGCAGACGGCCAUGCGGAAGGAGCUGAGGGAGUGGUACCACAGCUGCGGGAGACGCACCUAUCCCGGGAGCCUGAAUGUUGAGAAGCACAUUCGCUACAUCCUGGAGAAGGCGGGCAUCCCCAUCUUCCGCUUCCACUCGGGGCCCUUUCGCAGCUGCGGCGGGGCCCAGGGCUCGCCGGGCCCGGGCAAGGGCUGCCGCUUCGAGGAGGAGCUUGGGAUGCUCGGUAAGAGCAGCGGGACGCAGCUGCUGGAUGUACUGGAGCGUCUCCGGCAGAAGAAUGCCCCAGCGGCCCCGCGCGAGCCACUUCUUGCACUGAAUCGGGCCGAUGGGCAGCAGUACACGCACCAUCCUAUGUUCCGAGACCUUCCCGUUGAGCCCUGGCCGGUGACCCAAGAGUAUGUCUUCGACUGGACCGGCCUUCGCUGGCCCCGAAGCAUCUGCCGGAGCGGCGAAGCAACGCCUGCGGGCCGCGCAAGGAGUGACCACUGGACGGCAGAACGGGAGUACUGGAAGUGGCUCUGCCAGAUACAUGUGGCACAUCUGCGGUCGGGGCUGCAGCUUGCAUCUCCUCCCAUGCCCAUGGUGGAUGCAGGCUACUUCCUGGGCAUUGCAGUGGGGGAGGCGGUUCUCAGCAGUGACGGUCCUUUUGUCAUGGGGACUAUCGGAGCCAUGCUGGGACACUGGGCAGCACGGGCAGCCACCAUGUCGCAACGCAGGGCGCGGCCCUCGCACCUGUACGUGGCAGAAGUGGAAAGAGUCGAAGGAGAAGGUGAGGAGUGGUUUUGCGGCCUCCUAUUGCGAGCCUUCCUGGAGGAUUUGCACAAGCCCGCGCUCCACUGCCGGCCGCCCUCCUUGGCCUCGCUGUCGCAGUGGCUUGAAGACCAGGCCCGCGUGGACCUCCUUUUCCUCGGCCUCAGCGACCUCACCUGGCCCUGGCUGCAAGAGCGGGCGGGUCUUCUGCGGGAGCGUGCCGACAUGCUGGUCAUCCUGGAGGUGGCCUCGGAGGACCGCGGCCGCAUCCGAGGGCUGCUCGAGAGCUGGGACCUGGUCCACGACUCCACGUGCCCAGACAGCCGCAGCUGUCUCGUUCAGAGCGGUUAUGGCCCGGUGGAAGUGCGCCGAGGGACCGUUAUUGCAAGGUCAGAAGAGCUGGUGCUCCGGGCCCUGAGGAAUGCUGACGAGGCGCUUGGCUCCGCCGAAAGGUACGAGGCCGGGAAGCUGGAGGAAGGGCGCAAAGUCGUCGUGAAGGUGUUCAAAGAUCUGCAGAGCGAAGAUUGCCAGAAGAUCCGGCGUCGAUUGACAGCGCUCGGCAGCAUGGAGCAACACGCGCAUCUCCUGCUGCCUGUGAGCUGGUGUCAGCAAGCAGAUAGGUGCUAUGUCGUCUACGACAUGCUCGACCCGCAGGAUGCCAGUAAGAGGCUGGCGCUCUCGCGGAAGGGGGAGAAGGAGUUUGCCUGGGCGGAUCGCCUUCGCUUGGGGGCUGCGGUGGCAAGCGCCCUGAGCCACUUGCGCAGCUGCACGCUGGGUAGCCCGCACCUCAACCUGAAGCUCAGCAGCGUCCUCUUCGACAGGACCGGCCAAGUCAAGCUUGCUGACUUGGGCUUCGAAGGCGAGCUGUUGCAGUCCGCCUCCGCCACCUUGUCCAAAGACGCCGAGGCGAACCCGUUAACGAAGAUGAGCUCCAACGGGAAGGCUCGUGGCGAUGAUCCCGCCGUCGUGCAGUCCUCACACAUCGUGCUGAGCGUCGCGAGCUGGUGCGCCUGCUCCGUGGGCAUGAUGGUCUUCAAUAAGAUGGCCGUGGCGCGGUUCCCGGCGGAGUGCUGCCUCGUGGCCUUACAGAUGGCUUUCGCUUGCGCCUUCCUGCUGUGCUUCGCUCGCAGGUCCAUCCACAUUGGCUCCUUUCGCGAUGUCGCAAGGUGGUCACUGGUGAUUCCGUGCUUCAGCGGCAUGCUGCUGACCUCGAUGUUGGCCCUCAAGGCAGCGCCCAUGUCCCUCCUGGUGGUCCUGCGCUGCCUCUCGCCCGUCGCAGGCCUGGUGGUGGAGAGCUUCUACCCACAGCCACUGGAGGUGAACACGGGCAUGCUCGUUUCCAUCUUCAUCAUGCUCUGCGGCAGUGGCCUCUACGCCUCCCGCAUGCCACGUCAGCACCUGACCGGGGUCGGCUGGGCCCUGCUGAACGCCUUCUUCGCGGUGGCGGACCGUCUUCUGCAGAGGCUCAUGCUGGCCCCGGAGCUGGCACCAGUCGACAUCUCCAAAUGCGGCGUCACGCUGCUCAACAACUUGGGAGGUAUGGUGCCCGUGUUGCUUUGUGCCAUCGCGACACAGGAGUGGAGGGAGCUGCCCCAUCUGUCAGAGGUAACGCUGCAGAGCUACACCUGGCUUCUUGCCAGCUGCGUGGUCGGUGUGGGGCUCAGCUACACCGGAAUCUGGUGCCAGAGUUUGAUCAGUGCGACAAGCUUCCUCGUUCUGAUCAACGCCAGCAAGUUUGCCAUCGUCUGCAUCGAGGCGCUCUUCAUGAACAGCUACCAGCUCACCUGGGCGCAAGUGAUCGGGGCCCUGAUCACGAUCUUCGGGGCCGUGACGUUCGGCCAGGCCCGGGAGUCUUUGGCCGAGAAGCCUCUGCCCUCAGAAAGGGAACCUCUGGCUCCUUCAGGAAGGGUCUGA